Messenger RNA from Acanthochromis polyacanthus (spiny chromis), 2359 nucleotides. RefSeq names its product protein lifeguard 2-like. The transcript is spliced from 12 exons. Gene Ontology annotation, biological process: negative regulation of apoptotic signaling pathway. Lineage: Eukaryota; Metazoa; Chordata; Actinopteri; Pomacentridae. Gene Ontology annotation, cellular component: endoplasmic reticulum; Golgi apparatus; membrane. The coding region runs from base 220 to 1050 and encodes 276 amino acids. The record is from RefSeq and is a predicted model, not a curated record.
GAGAUGUGAGCUGCGUUGUUUUGGGAUUACAUCACAGCAUCGUCAGAGGGAGUCUGAGCGAGCAAGAAGAGCAGCAUCAGUCCGAGGAGCUGCCUCACAGCUGUCAGUCCUCAGCCACACUACAAGAACUGCGUUAUCAAAAGGAAGGAGACACCAGAAACCAGCUGACUGGUUGGAUCCAGACCGAGACGACCCACUGCCGGACGACACACAGGCAUCAUGACGCAGGGCAAGCUGUCACUUGCAAACAAGGCCUCUAAUGGCUCCUCCAGUGGACAGGCCUUGGCGCCACCAGCUCCUCCCACCUAUGAGGAAGCCACUGCGGGUGUCAGUGCUCCGUGUUACAAUGACGUUGAGAUGCUCACAGAGUUCACCUGGGAUGAUCGCAACAUCAGGAGGGUUUUCAUCCGUAAGGUUUAUGCCAUCUUGAUGAUCCAGCUUUUGGUCACUCUUGCUAUUGUGGCUCUUUUCACAUUCUGUGACCCUGUGAAGGACUACAUUCAAAGCAACCCUGGGUGGUACUGGGCCUCUUAUGUUGUAUUCUUCGUCACUUAUCUGACCCUGUCCUGCUGCUCUGCACCAAGGAGACAGUUUCCAUGGAAUCUGAUUCUGCUUGCUGUCUUUACGCUCUCCCUCUCCUACAUGACAGGGAUGUUGUCCAGCUUCUAUAACACAAAGUCAGUGGUGAUGUGUCUGGGCAUCACAGCGGCAGUCUGUCUCCUGGUCACAGUCUUCAGCUUCCAAACUAAGUUUGAUGUGACUUCAUGCCAAGGUGUGCUCUUUGUCUUCUGCAUGGUGAUGUUCAUCUCUGGACUGGUGCUGGCUAUCGUCCUCCCUUUUCAAUACGUACCUUGGUUGGAUGCCACAUAUGCUGCUUUGGGAGCUAUACUGUUUACCAUGUUUUUGGCAUUUGACACCCAGCUCCUUAUGGGAAACAAGCGGUACACUAUGAGUCCAGAAGAAUACGUCUUUGCCACUCUCAACAUCUACUUGGAUAUCAUCUAUAUCUUCUCCUUCUUUCUUCAAAUCUUUGGAACAGAACGAGACUAAACCCCCCAUUCAGACCGGCAGAUGAGGGCUGACUUUAUGCAGACAUGAAAACAAUCUUUUAAAACGUUGGUGAUUGCGUGACAGUGUUUCCAAUUAUAGCAGCUUUUUUUUUUUGCCUGAUACUGAAUGAGGUGUUGAAUACUGAAUCUCAUGUACUGCUAUACAUGCACAUCGACAUGUAUCAAUAUUCACACCCAACAUGUCUGUAAUCCUUCCCUCCUCUCCAGCAUGUUCGUAAACCCGUGACCCAAACUGUGGGUGAGAUUACUAGCUUUACCAGCCAGAAACACUCCUUGACCUGUGAUCUUUUGUCAUUUAAUGUAGAUAAAACAUACUGUGAAUGUCCAUGUGAAGCUGUAUGGAUGUCUCAUAUCCAUGCUUGCAUCAGUAUCACAAAUCUCAUGCAAACAAUAGAUGUUAAGACUCUUUAGGAGGUAUUUGAUCUACAGUACAUCCUGCAUGAUUCUUAAAAAAAAGUCCUGGUUAUGUCCUUCCAUCUUUGGAUUGUUGCUGUGGCUGUUCAUUUAGUGACUGAAAGCACAAGUAUAACUUUAAAGUAGCUUAAAAGAAUUACAUAUUUUCCUGUGUUUUCAGUCAUGUCCAUUGUUGUCUUAAUACUGUGAAUUACACAAAACUCAUUCAACAUGUUUAACCGUUUGGAGGCAGGUGACAUGUUUUUCUGGGUAUUGAAUGACAAUCUAAAGAUGUUAUCUAUUUAAUUUGGAAUCUCUGCCUUCAUUUAUUAACUUAUUAAAUACUGUACAGUCAGUAUGAUGAUUUAUGAUCACUUGAACUACGAAGCUUUCAAAUAUUGUAUUCACAUUAUUGCAGUGUUUAUUGUGAGUAUGUAAUUUGUCAGCCAUAUAAACCUGUAAUCUUUGUGAUUGUUUAGACUGAUUUUUUUUUUUCAUGACGGUAUUUAGUUUGAGCAUUCAUCGAUUGUUGGCAUUAUAAUUUUUGGUCCUAUUAAUGUUUAAACUUGGUUUGAACUGGUUACAAAUGUUGGAUAUAAACAUAACAGUGCCAUAACUGCAUGGACUUUCUGUAACUUUUGAUAAGGCCUGCAUUUGUGGAGGGACUUGAAUGCUGUAUUUCAUGACAUCCGAAGUUUAUUUUUUAUGAUAGAAUGAUAUAUUUCAGAAAGUGUGUGAUAUAAAGUAGAGAAUAUGAUGUUUGAAAUGAUUUUUUUAAAAUUCUGAAGUGGCCUUGGAUUACCAUUGUUUGGUUAUACUAAUGCGGUAUAUCAUUUUAAGAUCACCCUGUGUUCCAUUGUAGAAUUGGUGUUGCUGUAUUAAAGGGUGAAUGUGAA